GAUAUUAAUUCAUCUGCUUACACUAUUUACAUGGGAAAGGAUAAAUAUGAAAAUGAAGAUCUGAUAAAGUAUGGCUGGCCUGAAGAUAUUUGGGAGAGAAAAUAAAAGACAUUCCAAAGGAAGUGCUGAUGGACUGUGCCCACCUUGUGAAGGCCAAUAGCAUUCAAGGCUGCAAGACGAACAACGUUAAUGUGGUAUAUACACCGUGGUCUAACCUGAAGAAAACAGCUGACAUGGAUGAGGGGCAGAUAGGCUUUCACAGGCAGAAGAAUGUAAAAAUUAUGACGGUGGAGAAAAAAGUGAAUGAGAUACUGAACCCAUUAGAAAAGACCAAAUUAGAGUGGUUUCCAGACCUAGCUGCAGAGAAGGAAAGCAGAGACUGGGAAGAGAGAAAUGAGAAAAAAGCCCAAAUUCAGGAAAUGAAAAGGAGAGAAAAAGAAGAAAUGAAGAAGAAGAGGGAGAUGGAUGAACUUAGGAGCUAUUCAUCACUAAUGAAGGUUGAGAACAUGUCUUCAAAUCAGGAUGGCAAUGAUUCAGAUGAGUUCAUGUGAAAGGAGAAAAGGAUUCUGAAAGCUGUGAAUGCAGAGAACUUUGCGGACCUUGUGAUUUCAUCUAUGUUCUAAAUUAUAAACAACAACCAAAAUUCUGCCUUCAUUCUACACAGAUAUUAUUAAUUUUGGAGUU
Ictidomys tridecemlineatus (thirteen-lined ground squirrel) is the source of this 684-nucleotide messenger RNA. NCBI's taxonomy places the organism in Eukaryota, Metazoa, Chordata, Mammalia, Rodentia, Sciuridae. The record is from RefSeq and is a predicted model, not a curated record.